Messenger RNA from Tigriopus californicus, 1554 nucleotides. RefSeq lists its product as uncharacterized. The transcript is spliced from 2 exons. The record is from RefSeq and is a predicted model, not a curated record. Bases 174 to 1286 code for a protein of 370 amino acids. Lineage: Eukaryota; Metazoa; Arthropoda; Copepoda; Harpacticoida; Harpacticidae.
CAAUCAUACUGAUGUUGUUGUACACUCAUGGUAGAGUACUGCAUGUAUGUAUGUACAUACGCGUGUGUGAGUGUACGUAUAGAUGACGCAACUUAGGGCAGGUCAUUGCUCGUUGGUUGUUUGGGGUGGGGGAAUUUGGGCCGGCAACAAGAACCAAAUGCGCCUCAGAGAGCAUGCUCAGAAAUACAUAUAAUGGCACAAACUCGCCAAACACAAUCAGUUGCGAGCUAACCGUCUUUGGAAUCAGUAACCCCUCCCAAUUGAAUACAACAAUUGGAUCAAAAAUGAAGUCUUUCAUUGCCCUGGCUGUUCUUUUGCCCUUGGUGGCAUCCGCCCCCAACACCGGAUCGUAUGCUUCCUUCACCCAACAUGGCCAAUCGUUUGGUUAUAACUCCAAUGGAGGCUCGCUCUCCUAUGCUCACAAGCCAACUUCAUCACCUUACCAACCUCAAGAAUCCACCUACCAACCUCAUCCCUACCAUGCUGAGCCUUCUUAUAAACCAGAGCCCUACCACACUGAACCCGCCUAUAAGCCUGAAUCCUACCACCCUGAGCCCACCUACAAGCCUGCCCCUUCUUAUGGCCACCACCAACCCAGCUACCACCAAGAACCCAAGUACGGAUAUGAGCAACCCAAGCACAAUUGUACAGUUGAGGAUGUGACUGAAGAGGCCGAGGUCUGCACCCCUGCCUUCAAGACUGAAUGUGAGGAUGUUGAGCUAGCCAUCAAGAAGAUCACCGAUGGUGAAUACUGCUACGAUGUGGCCCGAACUGUAUGCACCGAGUCCAUUGAACAGGUCGACAAUGAGGUGUGCUCCUACACCUAUGAGAAGAAAUACGAGGACACCACCGCUCAAACCGUCGAAGUGACCUUCAAGAAGGAGUCCAGUGUUCAGAUGGUGACCGUGUGCCAACCCGGAUAUGGUCAUGGAUACCAGGCUUAUGGUCAACAAUACUGCAAGGAGGUGGCUCAAGAAACCCAAUACAAUGUGCCUAUGGUUGCUCCUUUGGAUGUGGACGUCCGUGUUGGAUACCCCGAGCCUGUCAAGGCCUGUGUGAACAAGCCCAUUGCUCUGCCCCAGAUCUCUUGUGAGGUUAUCACCGAGAACAAGUGCGUGGUCCAACCUCAAAUUGAAGAGGCCACCGAGACCGUUCAGAAGUGUGUCACUUCAUUGGGCGAGCCCGCUUGUCAAAAGGUCGAGCUGACCCUUCCCAAGCAGCGAUGCGUUGAGCUUGUCUAUGGUUAUGCCGAGGACGCUCACAAGCAGGAAGAGUAUGCUCAAUAAGUGGCAUACUUUGAGCAUUGAGUUGCUAUGUAUGUAGGUCAGUUUCGACCUCUGCAAUUGUUAAACAUAUUUAUUUCUGCCAUUUGAACGUUUGUUAUGUAUUCUAUUUGUCUCCUUGAAAAGCCACCGAUAUGCAACAUUUCAUGUCCAGUCCUAUCAAUGCCAAACAAGUUUCCAUCAAGAUCAAAGAACUUUUAAUAAAGCCGACUGAUCCGAUUUUAAAAAGUGGUUGUCAAACUGACUUACUUUCUUGACUCCUUGUUUUCCA